This is a messenger RNA of Dicentrarchus labrax (European seabass), 1137 nucleotides long. RefSeq names its product latexin (gene lxn). NCBI's taxonomy places the organism in Eukaryota, Metazoa, Chordata, Actinopteri, Moronidae. The coding region runs from base 1 to 888 and encodes 295 amino acids. Gene Ontology annotation, molecular function: metalloendopeptidase inhibitor activity. The record is from RefSeq and is a predicted model, not a curated record. The transcript is spliced from 7 exons.
AUGAUGAGUGUGAGGAUUAUCGUUGUUCUGGCUGUGUUAACUGGGGUAACUGGGAGCCCCAAUGUGAUGAUCAAACCUGAAGCUGACAUGUCAGCUCACCCCAACAGUGUACCAGAAACAGUGGAGGAAACAGAGAUAUUUGGACAGCAAAACGUGCCAGUAUUAGUGGGAGAGGAGGCCGAAGAGGAUGUGAUGGCGACCGGAGAGCUGAACCCAAAUCACUACCCUGCUCAGAGGGCAGCCAAAGUGGUCCAACACUACCUCAACACCCGGUAUGGCUCUCCAUACAGGCUGUUCGGACUGCAGAGGGUCAACAGCGGGAACGCAGAGGAUGUGGCAGACUCUGGGAGAAAGUAUCAGCUGGAGGUCACAGUGCAGGAGAUUAUCGGCAAUACUACAGAGAAAUGCUCUGCAGAGGUUUUGUUUCCGAGGGGAGAACGGCAGGGCUCAGCCCAGGUCCAGGCGUCGUCGUGGGAGGAGCUCCUUAAAAACGACACUGAAGCUCAAGAAGAGGCAUUAUACCAAGAGUACAAGAUGAACCAAAGCCUGGUAACGGCACAAAAUCUACCUGACAGCUACGGUCACAUUGAGCCCGACAUGAAGCCUCUCUGGCACCUGGGCUUUGUGGCCUCCAGCUUCGUCAUGCUGAAUGAAUCCACUGAAAACACACUGUACAACAUGGCUCAGGUGGCCAACGUCACACAGCUGCCAACUGAGAACGACCAGCUGAAGUUUGACUAUCACAUACUGCUGCAUGAGAUGGUGUCCCAGGAAAUCAUUCACUGGAAACUGCUGUUCACCUGGUCUCCUCCAGAGGGAGUUAAAGUGCUGCAGAUGGAACAGCUUCCACACUGCCACCACUGCGAAAAACCUCCAAACACAAACUAAACUGUUGACAUCAUCAUCGCACUGCUAUAACAACCAAAACCACAUCUUGAUGCUCACAUCUUGUAUUCAGCUACUGGAGCAAGUACUGCAAGUACUAAGCUAGGAUGUGUUGUUGACCUUUGAACUACCGAUUUAUACUAUCAAUGAUGGAAUGCAUCAUAUAUAAUGAUGAUGUCCUUACAUUGUGCUACUUUUGUAGUACUUUUUGUUGCUAUUGUAUUUUAGUCAAAAUAAACUGUUUAUACAGAC